Molecule: messenger RNA, 655 nt
Organism: Linum trigynum
Lineage: Eukaryota; Viridiplantae; Streptophyta; Magnoliopsida; Malpighiales; Linaceae
Source: the annotation of a GenBank genome assembly
UUGGGGAAUUAAGCUCUUAGCUCCUUCCUUCAACUUCUCUCUCUUUUCUCUCUCUAAAAUGAGAAAUUCUUCUCUCAAAAUCAGCUCAUCUGAAAGGGGAAAGGGGUCUCCUAUUUAUAGGAAAUCAGAGGAUGGAAAAGUUCGCGACCAAAAAGGCAACGAUCACGGGCGGGAUCUUCAGAUGAGAGGUCGAGAUCUUGAAACACAGUCGUGUUGGCCUUCUGGAUUGAGGAGAUCGCGGACUGACUUCGCGGUCGCGAUCUGCGAGUCGCGGCCGCAAUCGUCAUCGCAGUCAGAAUGCACUAUGGCCGUGAUUCGACCGGGGAAACUCAUUGUUUCUCCUCGGCUCCUUCUUCACGAAUUUUGCGUCCUGAGCCUUACAAUUCGCUUCCGCGACCUUGGGCUUCCAGGCCGUGAUCUUGGGCUUUCAGGCCGCGAUCUUCGGCUUGUCUUCGUGGUCCACGAUCUCGGCCGUUAUCUUUACUUCUAGAGCAUGAUCUCCAGUCUUCUACCCCCUUGCUAUACUUGUGACCUUGUUUUGUACCUAAUUCGCAUAUAUCGUCUAACACACCCUAAAAUCACAUCGAAUUCAAAUAGGAACAAAAUAGGGAUGCAAUUGACGAUGUUUAAGCAUUAAUACACUUGAAUUGGCACG